Messenger RNA from Sphenostylis stenocarpa, 1851 nucleotides. Lineage: Eukaryota; Viridiplantae; Streptophyta; Magnoliopsida; Fabales; Fabaceae. The record is from the annotation of a GenBank genome assembly.
AUGUCUUUCGAUGAUGUUAAGGCUGCUGCUACUGAGUUCGCUAGGGGAUUUAAUCACAGUUACUACCACCCGUUGCACAUAGCAAUACUAAAAGGAGAUUGGAAAUCUACAAAGGCUUUUAUUGACAAUGACCCAAGUGCAUUGACUGCAAAGAUAACCAUACUAGGCAGGACUGCACUGCAUGUUGCAGCUGUAGGAGGGCAGUGGCAAAUUGUUGAGAAGUUGGUGCAACAUGUUCCUACACAAGCACUUGCAGAGCUGGACUUGAUGGGUUGUACUUGCCUUCACUAUGUUGCAAUGGGUGAAAGCAGAAGUGCUGCCAAGGCAUUGGUGGCUAAAAGUCCUUCUCUGACACAACUCACCGACUUUAAAGGAUUCACACCACUUACCUACAGCAUUACCUCAGCUAGAUGCAAAGAAAUGGUAUGGUUCUUUGUUUUGAAUACUACAGAUGAGAGACCUGGCUCUCCAUUCUCUGGUCCUUCUGCUGGUCAACUUGUUGCUUUGCUUACUGCUGCAGGAUUUCAUGAUGUCACUUUAUAUCUUCUCCAGCGCUACCCAAAUUUGGCUACUCUCUCAGAUUCAACGGGAAGCAUUAUACUUAAUGUUUUGUCAAAACUGCCCUCGGACUUUCAAAGUGGGAGUAAGCUUGGGUUUUGGAAAAGAUGCAUUUACCACUCUGUGCCAGAUGAACAUGAGUUUUUACCACCAAGACAUUUGAGAGGAAAUGUGAAAGAUUCUUUUGGGAAUUCAAGCCAUAACCAAUCUUAUUUUGGAAGUACAAUAUGGAAUGGAAUUCAGAAUAUUGUUCCUGGCAUGAAGCGUGUCAGAGAGGCAAAGUUGAGACAUAUAUCUGCUGAACGAUUGGUGGAACUCGUUUGCACACAGGUUUCAAUAAUGAAUGACACUGAAUUCUGGCAGUCUUUUGUGAGUGCCGACAUUGUUUUCAAUGCCACAUCAUCCGGCAUAGUUGAAAUUUUAAGGAUCUGUUUCCAGUUUUUUCCUGAUUUGGUUUGGACUCACAUGCCAAAUGAAGGAUAUGUAGCUCAAAUUGCCAUCAAGUAUAGGCAAGAGAAGGUUUUUAGUCUUCUAUGCAAGAUGCCUAUAGUUUGCAAGUUUUUAAUCCUGGCAUUAGAUGAAUCACAAAACACCACAUCACAUCUAGCAGCAAGGUUUGCUUCUCCACAACAGGCAUCAAUUUCUGGUGCUGCCUUUCAAAUGCAAAAAGAGUUGCAGUGGUUUAAGGAAGUAGAGAAAUGGGAUCACCCUCUUCAUAAAGAAGUUAAAAACAAAGAUCGUAAAACACCUUGGCAAUUGUUCAGGGAAGAGCAUAAGCCCUUGCUUGAAGAAGCAAAGAAUUGGAUGAAGGAUACAUCAAACUCUUGUAUGUUGGUGGCAACUCUUAUUGCUACAGUUGUCUUUGCUGCUUCUAUAACGGUACCUGGAGGAAACAACCAAGACAAAGGAUUUCCAUUAUUCUUGUCAGAUAACACAUUCAUGGUGUUCAUUGUGUCGGAUACAUUAGCUUUGUUUUCCUCCAUGGUUUCCCUCUUGAUGUUCCUUUCAAUCCUAACUGCAAAUUAUGCAGAAGAAGAUUUUCUCAAGAGAUUACCUGAGAGAAUAAUAUUAGGUCUGGCAUCUUUGUUCCUUUCCAUAGUAACUACAAUGAUAGCAUUUGGUGCAUCUCUGGAUUUGUUGCUAAGGGAGAGACUGAAAUGGGUGUCAAUACCAAUUGCUCUUCUGGCAUGUGUCCCGGUUGCUCUAUUUGCAAGGCUUCAACUUCCCUUGUUCAUACAAAUGAUCAUAUCAACUUAUGGUUCUCGCAUAUAUCAUCAUCAAAGUCUUUGGUGA